This is a messenger RNA of Glossina fuscipes, 1144 nucleotides long. RefSeq names its product bacchus (gene Bacc). Bases 78 to 536 code for a protein of 152 amino acids. The transcript has 3 exons. The record is from RefSeq and is a predicted model, not a curated record. Lineage: Eukaryota; Metazoa; Arthropoda; Insecta; Diptera; Glossinidae.
AGGAAAAAUUACAAAGAUUACUUAAUAAUUUUAUUAAUAAAAUAAAUUUACAAAAUAUAAACGAAAUACAGUCAAAAAUGUCUGCAGCCACGGAAAAACAAAACAACGGCGACGUAGCUACCGUCGAGAAAGUAGCAGCCGACGCAGUUAAAGAGGAUCUCAAAACAAAACCUGCCGUAGAAGACAGCAAAUCAGCAGCAGUGGUAAGCGACAACGGUACAGCGUCAAAGGACACCGACGCCGCAGAUGAGGAAGAUGACACAGAUGUCGCUCCCGCUAAAGAACAUGUGAAAGGCACGAAACGGCCAGCUGAAGCUAAACAUUUAGAGUCAAAGAAGGCUAAAAAAGAAACAAAGGCGGUCGAUGUCGAUUCCGAUGGUGACGAAAUACUAGAAGAUGAUGUUAAUGAAGGUGAAAGUGAUAUCGAAAGUGACGAGUACGAUAUACCUUAUGAAGGUGAAGAGGACGAUAUAGAAGAAUGUGAAGAUGACGACGAUGAGAACGAUGACGGUUCAGGUUCUGACGAUCAAGCGUAAUAAUAAUAUCGCUUAGUCAAAAAGUAACCCCUCUUAAUUAAUAUUAAUUAAAAAAAAAAAAAGAAAAAAAAAAAAACUAAAAGCCGAAAAAAAUACAAACAAAUCAUUUUAAAUUUGUAUAAUUUACGUUAGAAUUUAUAUAUAACAUAACUGUAAAAGUUUACUUUUUACUGAGUUGACAAAAAGGUAUUUUCGGUAUGCAUAUAUAAACGUUUUUAAAGAACUUCUUCUGUCAGUGUUAUCAUUUCAUUUUUUUAAACAUUGGUUUCGUCACCAGCCAUCAUUAUUUUAAGGGUUAUAAACAUUCUUGUUUGUGACUGUAUAGUUGAGGGUCAAUUUGAAUACUUUAUAUAGUUUUUUUAAAUUUUAAAUUACUUCCGCAAUGACCCGUCAGACUCAAAAAGUUUGUGGCGUUGAUUUUAUAACAGAGAUUACAUACAAGAAAUUCCCAGUUUGUAUAUUUUUUUCGUUUAAAAAGAUGAUUUAUUAUGAUAAAAAUGAAACGUUCUGUUCAAUCUUAGAACUAAUGAAAAUAUCAUCAGUUACCAUUGAAUUUGUUUUUUAUAUAGAAGAAAUAAAUUCUUUUAUAAAAAAAAAAAAAAAAAAAA